Messenger RNA from Exserohilum turcica Et28A, 562 nucleotides. RefSeq lists its product as uncharacterized. The record is from RefSeq and is a predicted model, not a curated record. Gene Ontology annotation, biological process: response to oxidative stress; mitochondrial respiratory chain complex I assembly. Bases 33 to 446 code for a protein of 137 amino acids. NCBI's taxonomy places the organism in Eukaryota, Fungi, Ascomycota, Dothideomycetes, Pleosporales, Pleosporaceae. Gene Ontology annotation, cellular component: membrane. The transcript has 8 exons.
GCGACAGCCAUCAACAGCUCGCAACAGCCGCCAUGUCGACGCUCAUGAGAACGCUGCGCAACCUGCGCCGAAUUGGAUUCAAGGACUAUGCCCACCAAAUGGCGAACAUUGGUGAUACCAAAGCCGGAACCUUGAUUGGCACGGACAAGUACGGCAACAAGUUCUUUGAGAACCUGGAGGAGGAGCUUCCUCUGCGAACUCGCUGGGUAGACUACAAGGACAAGGAAUACGAUCCCUCCCAGAUCGAGCCAGGAUGGCACGCUUGGAUAUCGUACAUGGUCGACAAGUCCCCGGCAGAGGACAAGCUUCUGCAGCGCCAGAUCCGCGUUUGGGAGCCAAAGGAACACAGGCCGACCCUCACAUGGAGCCGAUCGGGAUACAAGCCCUACAGCACCACCAAGAAUAAGUAUUCUGCUUGGACACCGGUGGCCAAGCCCCGCGCGUAGAUAGCAAAUCUGUUUGUCUCACCCUGCAAUCUCUCGUCAUCGCCUCCUAUAAGUGUCGCGAAUACAAUGAACACUGUUUUUUUUAGAGACAGAUUGAGGUUAUCACUGUGAAUUUU